Molecule: messenger RNA, 2169 nt
Organism: Postia placenta MAD-698-R-SB12
Lineage: Eukaryota; Fungi; Basidiomycota; Agaricomycetes; Polyporales; Adustoporiaceae
Exons: 3
Coding region: 1-2142 (713 amino acids)
Source: RefSeq, a predicted model, not a curated record
AUGGCCGCAGUGCUUGCCCCGCAGCCGCGCCAAGGUAUCCUCCUCAACCGCUCUCCGUCCGUAUCCCCCUACCGCCAUACAGCAUCCCUUCCCCCCCUCGUUCCGUCCAACGCCUCGCUCUCCUCUACGUCCUCGGCAUCCAACCCCAACACAUCCGACUCUGACUACGCCUCCUCGAGCACCCCUGCAUCUUCCAAUCGAGGGUCUCGUCCCCUGCGUCCACAGAAGCACCUGUAUCAACAAAAGCCCCGGGCAGGCUCUACGCCUACCUCGCGCCGCAUCCGCUUUGCACCCCUGCCCGACCCGCGUCGUGAGGAGUAUUUCACAGAUGGCGAGCACCCACUUCCCUCUGUAUUCCUCGAGGAUACGGACAGCCUAAAAUCUGAUCAAAACCACAACGCGUCCUCGACCGGGCAGGGCGGCUGCCUCAAGGACCAAGAAGUCAAGGCUUCAUCAGCUUCCCUGCUCUUCGGCGGUAACCCUCAUCUGAGGGCCCAAGCGUCAGAGUCCACUCCAACGCUUGCAAGUACCUCAACCAUAACAGCAAACCCUAACCCUACGGCGCAGGCAGGCAGUGCAUGUUCUGCCUCCGCGCCAUCGACGCUCGAAGGGGGCGACUGGAAUGUCCUCAGUCCCCGCCCUUCUUCAGUCAACCUACCAGAAGAUCCGCCCAGCAGGUCGAACAGCGCCCGGAAGAGCAAGUGGUCGAGGAAGCUCCUCGGCCCCUUACUCGCACCUCUUGCCAAGCCGAAUCGGUCCACAGAUGACCUUCGCACGCCGGGUUCUACCACUAGCCUGAACAGCACCCUGACGCUGCCGCAUAGUCCGGGUGUUGAGGGCUGUUCCAUUGGGCUCCAUUCCGGCGCUAAGGCAGGCGACAAGGAGAAACCGAAGAAGCCAAAGAAGAAGCGAGAGGACCCGGAAUGGGUACGCGAGUUCGGCAUGCCACUCUACCGCUGGUCAAGCGAGGGCGAUCCCCUCAUUCCACUCAACAACAAGGGCCAGCCAAUGACGAUCCCGGAGCUGAGAGACGCUGGACCCGACGUUUGGAGGAAGGCGGAGAUAGCAAGGGCGCGUAAGCGCAGCGGGAGCGGGACCAGGAUGUUGAACGGCAGAGUCUACGGUGCCAAGAGAAUGCACAACCAGAACGCGUUUGCAAACAUUAGAUCCGAAGAGCCAGAGUUCGUUGAGUGGGGUUUCGGCGGUAUGGGCAGCGUCCAGAAAGGAGGAGUAGGCGCAGGUAUUUGGGCGAAGGUGCAGUCAACCGGCGGCGUAAGUGUUGGAGCGCACGACAGUACGAGCCACCAUCGUCCAGCAAAGACAGAAAGUGGAGGAAGAUUAGGGGGCGACGACGACGACGGGGACGGCAGCGGAAUGGGAUGGGUGAAGCGGCGCAGGGAGCAGCGCGAGAAGGAGAAGAGAGAGCGCGAAGCCAGAGAGCGCGAGCAGGCGAGCAAGCAGGAGGAAGUGCAGGUUGUCGAGGCGAAAGAGCGCGCCUCAGAUGUCGCGGAGUCGUUCCCGGGCGACAGGGAUCCCCAUGCAAGUAUAUCCGACCCGGAACCGCCGCAGAAGGACGCAGAAGGGCAUGCUACCCCGCUCGUCCUCACGUCGUCGCCGGCCACAAUAACUUCAGCGCUGCCCGGAGCAAGCACACCUUCGACAGAAGAGAAACACGUACUCACCGCCGUGUCUCUCCCCCCCGCGCACACACACCACCACCAUCAUCAUACGCACUCGCACUCGCGGAGCACGCUGGAGAGGGCACCGAGUAUGGUCGCUUCAGUGAAGGGCGAGCCGGAGCGCAGAGACAGCGCGGAUACCGCGCGCGGGGUGCCUGUAGCCACCGAUCACGUGCACGUGCACCAGCCAUCGAUCGUGGAUGACGCGGGCGUAGUGGGUGAAGUUAGACGCGCGGACAGCGUCCGGUCAGAGGCAAGCCAUACGUCCAGCUCGAGCACGAGUGAGGAUGCGGACGAGGGCGACAACGAGGAAGAGGACUUGGAGAGCCCGAAGGAUGAGGAAGAAGACGAUGACGAUGACGAUGAGCUCGAGGAGUCUCGUCUCACUGCUCUUGGCGCGGGUGUCGAGAAGAUCAGCAGACACCGGGCGAGCACGCCCGUGCAGGAUGCCGAGACGAGCUAAACGCACUCGUUCUUGGUGUCUGGUCUC